Messenger RNA from Eucalyptus grandis, 716 nucleotides. RefSeq names its product probable histone H2A.3. Gene Ontology annotation, molecular function: DNA binding; protein heterodimerization activity; structural constituent of chromatin. The record is from RefSeq and is a predicted model, not a curated record. Gene Ontology annotation, cellular component: nucleosome. Lineage: Eukaryota; Viridiplantae; Streptophyta; Magnoliopsida; Myrtales; Myrtaceae.
CCAGCCGCAAGCUUCGUCGUCAAGCUCUCUCAUCCUUCGCGCUCAAACUCAAUCUCGACCGCCGGCGAAAAAACCCAGAGAAGAUCUCCGCCGUUCGACCAUGGCCGGAAGAGGGAAGGCGCUGAGUGGCUCCGCCGCGGCGAAGAAGCCGAGCUCCUCCCGCAGCUCGAAGGCCGGCCUCCAGUUCCCCGUCGGCCGCGUCGGCCGCUUCCUCAGGACCGGCAAGUACGCCGACCGCCUCGGCGCCGGCCCCGUCUACCUCGCCGCCGUGCUCGAGUACCUCGCCGCCGAGGUUCUGGAGCUGGCCGGGAACGCGGCGAGGGACAACAAGAAGACGCGCGUCGUGCCGCGGCACAUCCAGCUGGCGGUGCGCAACGACGAGGAGCUCGGGCGGCUGCUCGGCGCCGUCACCAUCGCCAACGGCGGCGUCAUGCCCAACAUCCACAACACCCUGCUGCCCAAGAAGGCCGCCGCCGCCGGCGGUGCCCGGGCUCCGCCGCCGCCGCCGACGACGCCUGAGCGGCCCGACCGAACCCCUUUUCUUCUUCUUCUUCUUUUUCUUCUUUUCAUGUUCAGCGUAGGAAGAAUAGAGAUUGUGGGUAGGAACGAUAAGGAAAAUGGGGAAGUGGGUUUUGAUGUAUCAAGCGAUUAGGCAUGUAAAUUGAAAUGGGAUUGAACUUUGUCGUCGUUCUUGUUCCGACGAAAGCCGAAAUCAA